AUGGGUUUCCAAGAUGUCUGCUCCUGGGUUUUCAAGAUGUCUGCUCCCAGGUUUCUAAGAUGUCUGCUCCCGGGUUUCCAAGAUGUCUUCUCCCGGGUUUCCAAGAUGUCUUCUCCCGGGGUUUCCAAGAUGUCUUCUCCCGGGGUUUCCAAGAUGUCUGCUCCUGGGUUUUCAAGAUGUCUGCCCAUGGGUUUCCAAGAUGUCUGCUCCCGGGUUUCCAAGAUGUCUUCUCCAGGGGUUUCCAAGAUGUCUUCUCCCGGGGUUUCCAAGAUGUCUGCUCCGGGGGUUUCCAAGAUGUCUUCUCCCGGGGUUUCCAAGAUGUCUUCUCCCGGGGUUUCCAAGAUGUCUGCUCCCGGGGUUUCCAAGAUGUCUUCUCCCGGGUUUCCAACAUGUCUUCUCCCGGGUUUCCAAGAUGUCUUCUCCUGGGUUUUCAAGAUGUCUGCCCCCAGGUUUCUAAGAUGUCUGCUCCCGGAUUUCCAAGAUGUCUACCCCGGAGUUUCCAAGAUGUCUUCUCCCGGGGUUUCCAAGAUCACAGAGCGGGACAGAAACAGACUGAACAAGCUGGUCAGGAGGGCCAGCUCCACUCUGGGCUGCUCCCUGGACUCUGUGGAGGAGGUGAGGGACAGGAGGCCCCUGGACUCUGUGGAGGAGGUGAGGGACAGGAGGCCCCUGGACUCUGUGGAGGAGGUGAGGGACAGGAGGCCCCUGGACUCUGUGGAGGAGGUGAGGGACAGGAGGCCCCUGGACUCUGUGGAGGAGGUGAGGGACAGGAGGCCCCUGGACUCUGUGGAGGAGGUGAGGGACAGGAGGCCCCUGGACUCUGUGGAGGAGGUGAGGGACAGGAGGCCCCUGGACUCUGUGGAGGAGGUGAGGGACAGGAGGCCCCUGGACUCUGUGGAGGAGGUGAGGGACAGGAGGCCCCUGGACUCUGUGGAGGAGGUGAAGGACAGGAGGUGCUAG
This is a messenger RNA of Knipowitschia caucasica, 960 nucleotides long. Lineage: Eukaryota; Metazoa; Chordata; Actinopteri; Gobiiformes; Gobiidae. The record is from the annotation of a GenBank genome assembly.